CUUCACCUCUACGCAACCAGAUGCCAGCGCCUCUGAAAAAGACCAGCAACGGAAGCGUCUGAGCGCCGACAACAUGCAACGACCGACCUACGCAAACUCGCCUCCCCUACAUCACCCGGUACCCCAGCACGUAUCGACAGUGCCCCAACUCCGCUCACCACCGCCUCCACAAUCAGCUGGCAGUCAACAAGGCGGCUAUGGCUAUGGAGGGCAGAGUCCGCCCACGAACCAAGGAGCGCAGGGCGGGAACUUCAUGCAUCCAGCAUUUGGAGGCUUCAUAAAUGAUCCUACAACACAAAUGGCCGCACAGUUUGGUGCCGGCGCCCUGAAUGCUGGCCAGCAAUAUGUUGAGCAGAAUUUGAACCGCUUCGUCAGCGUCUCAACGCUGAAGCACUACUUCAAUGUCUCAAACCGAUACGUCCUGGCUAAGCUGUUCAUUGUGCUCUUUCCCUGGCGACACCGACCCUGGUCACGGCAGCAAGUGCGAUCGAACGAUGGGCCAAAUGCGAUCGAGUUUCUCCCCCCGCGAGAAGACACGAACAGCCCAGACAUGUAUAUACCGCUCAUGGCCCUAGUCACCUACAUUCUCCUCUCAACACUGAUUGCGGGCUUGAAUGGCAAGUUCGAACCAGCGCUUUUGGGCGUGACUGCCACAAACGCCGUCGUGAUCAUGGGAUUGGAGCUGGUGACAUUGUGGGCAGGACGCUAUUUCCUCAGCAUCAACAGCGAGUCUCAAAAUUAUGAUCUUAUCGCAUACAGCGGGUACAAGUUUGUCGGGGUGAUUGUCACGAUUUUGGUGGCAGCCAUUGUCAAUCAUGGCACAGGCACGGGAGGUUGGGUUGGCUGGACUGUCUUCGCGUAUACCUAUAUGGCGAAUGCCUUCUUUUUGCUCCGCUCUCUCAAAUACGUCCUGCUACCCUCCGACAACGCACCAAACAACCCUGGCAUGCAGACAAUUGCGCGAGCCCAGAGAUCACGUCGGACACAGUUUCUCUUCAUCUACAGCUACGUGAUUCAGUUCGCAUUCAUGUUCUGGCUUACGAGCUUGAAUGUCUCGCCAACGAAGGCUGGGAAGUAGCAUACCGGAAUAGAUGGCGAUUUGCCGUGAUAGUAUUGAGCAGCGUUCAAGCGGGAUGCAUGAGCAGAAUAGCUAGAGCGCGGCAUGAAACAUUUGCAUGAUAGCGCUGGAGGCACUUUCGGUGGCCUGC
Pseudocercospora fijiensis CIRAD86 is the source of this 1208-nucleotide messenger RNA. RefSeq lists its product as uncharacterized. Bases 74 to 1078 code for a protein of 334 amino acids. Gene Ontology annotation, biological process: endoplasmic reticulum to Golgi vesicle-mediated transport. Lineage: Eukaryota; Fungi; Ascomycota; Dothideomycetes; Mycosphaerellales; Mycosphaerellaceae. The record is from RefSeq and is a predicted model, not a curated record. The transcript is spliced from 3 exons. Gene Ontology annotation, cellular component: COPII-coated ER to Golgi transport vesicle; endoplasmic reticulum membrane; endoplasmic reticulum-Golgi intermediate compartment.